Topomyia yanbarensis is the source of this 8820-nucleotide messenger RNA. RefSeq names its product RNA binding protein fox-1 homolog 2 (gene Rbfox1). Gene Ontology annotation, cellular component: nucleus; cytoplasm. Lineage: Eukaryota; Metazoa; Arthropoda; Insecta; Diptera; Culicidae. Gene Ontology annotation, biological process: nervous system development; regulation of alternative mRNA splicing, via spliceosome. The transcript has 16 exons. Bases 1495 to 3933 code for a protein of 812 amino acids. Gene Ontology annotation, molecular function: mRNA binding. The record is from RefSeq and is a predicted model, not a curated record.
GAUCUCUGCCCGUCGCCAUCGGAGUCAGUCGCCAAAGUUCAGGUUGGUCGGUCCGUCGGUCGGUCGGUUUCUGUGUUAGUGUUUGUGUUGAUUUUCCUUACACGCGCGGCUAGUCAGCCACGGCCAAGCAGAUUUCACCUCAACCCCUCCGGUGGUAAUCAUUCUGUCUGUCAGUGAAAAUACCGCGAUUCGCUGUCGCUGGAAAGCCGUAAAUACGACGACGCACGGUGGUCGGUGUGGUAGUAGUGGCAGCGGAAUUGGAAAACUCCCGCGCCAGUCAAUCGGUGGAUAGUGGCUUAAAAGAUUGGUGAAAAGUGUCGUCGGCAGCAGCAGUGUUCAGUCGCAGUUUGAACAGAUUAAAACGAAUUUGGUGUGAGUUUCUCUUCGUGCUUCUUUUAUCAACGUAAACAAAGAACGGGGUGACGGAGCAUCCUCAGACAGCAAAAGUUUCUAGAAACCGUAAUCCCUUUUACGGGUGAUGCUGAUGAUAAAACGGAUUCAACGAUACUGAAAAUACUGAAAAGGGGUGAAGGAAACUUCUAUCGGAAAGUUUUACGUCAAACGGUGGUAAACAAGUGAGAAGUGAAAGCGAGAAAAAUAUUCAGUCAGGUUAAUGGAUAACAAGAAGAAAGGUGCAAUUUAGUAUUUUCUGCUCUUCGAAGAUCGUCGCUGAUUAAAGGUGUUAUUAAACGAAGGUAGACGUCUGAAGUCUUUAAUUCAAAUUCAUUAAAGAUGAAAAGAAACUAGUGUCUUCACCGACGAAAGUGGAAACAAUUUUUCAAUAGCUUUUUUACCCCCACAAGAUUAAUUGUACCGAUGAAAAGCAGCAAAUGAUUGAAAAAAUCGUGUGAAUAGUGAUAAAAGAUGUGAGUUCUUUUUGUGCAAUCCUGGAAAAAAUAACCCGGAUUAUUUAUCACUUCACGUGGAUAAACCGAGCGGAGGAAGAAUCUUGUUUUUUCAUCUGAGUGGAAAGAGUGCGAGCAACAACAAAAAAAAUUGCGGGUGUCAACGGAAAUUCAAUUUGCAGUUUCGCCACCGCAUUCGAAAUUCAACGGUGGAAAACCGCUGGAGUGAGGAGGCAAGGAGGAAACGUAACGAAGAAGUGAGAAUUUUGUAAAUGAAACGAAACACGAUCGAGUCGAUCGGCCGAAACUAGGAAGAAAUCAAACUCUUAAUUGGAUUAUAACUUUUGGUCCGGAAGGAGGCGGGAAACGAUCCGGCCGCGUGCCAACAGCAAAUAAGUGGAUCGCUAGAGCGAGCGGGAGACGGACGGAGACGAAAAAAGAGAACGACCGUGAUAAAGGGCUCUAAACUAAAACAACAGCACCACGAAACAGCGUCCAUCGCAUCGUCACCAUCCCCGACAGCAAAGAUAACAACACUCGCCAACCCAUAGAGCCCUGCUAGCUGUUUUGCUGCAUACAUUCAGGCAUCCACCCGAUCCUGCGCUCUGCUUCUUCCUUUGCGCACCCUUCCCACCCCAAAUCCCCUCAAAUGAUAAGCAUCGACACACCGGAUGCAAACAGCCGACUACAAUCGUUCCCCUCAUCAACGUCAGCCGCAGUUUCGACGGCCAUCGCACAGAACCGUUUCCCGGUAGAGUUACCGAGCGAGGAGAACGUUGCGUUCCGGGAUAGUCAGCAGUCCAGUACGCACGUCACCCCCAGUACCACCACUGCCGUCAGCGCGAGUUCCACAUUCAAUAACGGCAACAGCAGCAACAGCAGUAGCUCCAACCGAGGGGACACCGAAAAUAACAAGAUGACCAGUGCAGCGGCCGUUACCGCAGCAGCCAACAAAGCAGUCGCUGCACUCAUGGAGUACCGGCAGAGGCAAGCGUUGCAGCAACAGCAACAACAACAUCAGCAGCAGCAGCUGAACAAUAAUCACAUGGUCCAGGGGAUGGGACCGUUUCAAGGUGCCGCCGGGUUCCCACCGACCAUGACACAGACCGGGCUCGCCACCGCCGACGGGCUGUCGAUGCAAAUGGUCAAGGGAGCCGGUGCGGCUGGCGGCGGUAUGGCCGGCGGAGGCGGAGGCCUUUCGGCGGCAGUUGCCAUGACGGAACAUCCGCUCAGUAGUCUCAAACAGCAACAUGAACUCAGCCAACAUCACCACCACCAUCAGCAGCAACAGCAGCAGCAGCAUCAGCAACAACAACAGCAGGCAGUUGCAGCUGCCGCCGCCGCUCAACUGGCUAACUCACAGUCGCUCAGAAAUACCGUCAGCCAGUACAGCUCGCCAUCAGUAUUAGGCGUACCGCCGGGAAGUAUCCCACCGCCCACAUCACUAGCAGCCGUCUCGCUGGCGUCGCUAUCGGCAGUGGUGACCAGCAGCAGCAGCAGCAGUACGGCCAGCGGACUCACCAGUAGCCCUGUGGUUGCUGGAACCACCAUCGGUGGUACCGGAGCCGGAUCAACAGCAGUCAGUGCCAUCACCAGCGGAGCGGGAAUCUCGAACGGAAUUGAACAACAGACUGUUAGUAUUAAGACCGAAUUAUUGCAGCAAACGGAACCAGAAACGCAAGUCUCAAGUGCCAACAACAACAACAACAACAACAACAUCAACAACAGCCAGAGUAGUAACACGCCAACGGGCCAGUCAAUGGUCUCAGUCGUAGCCGCCAGCUCGAUAGCCUCCGGAAGUCCCACCAGCUGCAGCAGUAGUCCCGGAGGUGCAGGCAGCAGCUCCGGUUUGACCAGCGGGUGCAGUACCAUGACCACGACCGCUUCCGGAACGGUUGCACUCAGUACGGCCGUCCAGCAGCUGUCUGCUGUGGCAGCAGCAGCCGCUGCCGCCGCCGCACAAAGUCAAGCUGUCCAACAACAUCAGCAGCAGCAGCAACAGCAGCAGCAACAACAACAACAGCAAGCUCAAAAUGUGGCCGCAGCUGUGGCAGCCGCCAAUGCACUGGCCGAUGCCAAAGGACAACCAAAGCGACUUCACGUGUCGAACAUACCGUUCCGAUUUCGGGACCCGGACCUGAGGACCAUGUUUGGGCAACACGGUACCAUCCUGGACGUGGAGAUCAUUUUCAACGAGCGCGGCAGUAAGGGAUUCGGUUUUGUAACAUUCGCUAAUAGUAGCGAUGCGGAGCGAGCACGCGAACGUCUUCACGGCACUGUGGUUGAGGGACGCAAGAUUGAGGUCAAUAAUGCAACCGCACGCGUUCAAAGCAAAAAAGUUCCAGCUGUUUCGAGCGUUUUCCUGGCAAAACCUGGCGCCGUAGCGGCUCCUCAUCUGGCAGCAGCCGUCUGCGUACCGUGGCCACCAGAAGGUUACCGUCUGUCCAUGGGCGGCUGGCCAUGGUUGGGAGCAACGGCAGCUACCGUAGGUGCAGCAGGUGCUCCGACAGCGCACCUGGCCGCGGCAGGUGGACCCACAUCGGCCGCAGCCCACGCAGCAGCAGCGGCUGCGGCAGCAACGAAUCCAGCGGCGGCCGCAGUCCACGCAGCAGCCGCUGCCAAUCAGCUACCGAAUGCAGCGGCCGCGGCAGCAGCAGCCGCUUCGCCUCUGCUAAUGGCUCAAGCCGCGCAACGAGCUGCGGUCGCUGCCCAGCGGCGAAGUGUGUACUUUGAUCCAUACCUGGCAGCCGCAGCAGCAGCAACCGCCGACCAAAACUAUCGUCUACAGGCAGCCAAACCCGUGACGGAGGUUCAAGCUCAACAGACCAUUUUGAACGCACAGCCGCUGCUUAAGACGCCGCUUUCGCAAGCUCAGCAGGCCUACAAUGCCGCGACAUAUACGGCUGUAGCCGCCCGAGCUGCCUAUGGAGCAGCGGCCGCAGCACAACCAGCCGUAGCAGGAUACGCUACUGUUGCUGGAUAUGGACGUGAAUAUGCUGACCCAUAUCUAGGUCAUGGAAUCGGACCGGUUCCCGGAUACGGGGCAACCAUGUACCGAGGAACCUACAAUCGCUUUGCGCCAUAUUAAAUUUAAGCAGAACAUUUAUUACGUUCAUCGUCACAUCUCGCUGCCAGGCGAGAUUUCUCUAGUUCUGAAAGUAAAUUCAAACACAAAAACAAAUCUGCGUUAACAGCGCACUCCCCAUAGGUCUGCUCGCCAGAAUCGUACAGACGGCAAACAGCGUCAGGAAUCAAGGAUCGAUACCAAAGUUGUAGCUUUCAAGCGUAAAGGCCUACAACAACAUAAUGAAACACUCAGUCUUAGGUUUGUCUCGAAGCAGAGAGGGCUCAAGCGGAAGGAUUGCGACAGCCGUCGUUUAUCGUAUGGCACAAAAGGAAACAGGACAAACAGUAACAAAUAAUCUCUCUUUCAUACACACACUCAAACACACACACACAUGCUCUCUUUCUAUCUCCCUCUAUCGGUAUAUAGUAACAUACGGGAUACCGUUUAUUGCUCCUAGGAUAAGAUCUAAAGUUAAAGCAUUCUCCUCAUGAGAAGUAAAGUUUUUCAAAUGUUCGUCUCAGAUCGCAGUGCUCCUCCAGCAACAAGAAUGAUAUUAGUUCCUUUUACGUCUGUUUUUUUUACAGCCAGUCCACAGAAUCUUCCAUUUGUUGUUGAUUAUAGCUGUAUUUUCAUAGCCGAAAAGGCAGGUUCCACGAUUUUGCACCAAUCAGUUAAAAUAAUAGACUAUGUUUUCCAUGUGAAAUUACAUGCUGCACAAAAGUGCAGCAACAAGUAGGAAGCAGUAAACAUGAUGUAGAAGUUGAGAUUUGCGUAGCAACGUAGAAUUUACUGGAGUUGUUCUUUUUUCCUGUAUUAGCAUGGCAGGUGCUCACUGUAGGAGGGAUAAUCGCUCAACAUUAAGGAAACUAAAGUGCAUUUUCAUAAUAAAUAGAUAUUGAGUGAAUCUGGAUGCGUAUGAAGUUACAGUGAGAUGAGUUCGGUUUUGUGACUGUCGCAGUACUAGCAUUCGAUUUUGGUUUAGUUCUAGUACUGCCGCAGUACCAAACCGAACCAAUGGUGGACGGUGUGUUUUGGGAUCUCAGUAAACCGGAAAACCAACCACCCAAAGCGGAAUGAUUUUACAUUAAAAUUAUUCUAACGUAUGAAGCAACCUUCGUAGGUCUAGAGAAUACAACACGUAACAAACAAGAAAUCAGCCAAAGUUAUCGACUAACGAACUAACCAGAGUUCAGUAACAGAACCCAGCAGAUACACGCAGAAAGAGAAUAGUCAGUAAAGAAAGUAAGAACACAGUGGUAACUCUUAUAGACACAUUUAAUAUUCUAUGAAUUUAGCGCUCUCUUCCGGAUCACUUCCUGCUAACGUAUAUUUAGUUUGGUUGCUCUUCCAACACGCAGCGAGAGUAAAGUAAGCCUAAGAAAAUGUCGACCCGUGUGUAUAAAAGUACAGACUCUUUCUCCUACCCGCUGCCCUAUUAUAAGGAAUCAAAUAAUACUCGAAUGCUCUCCUUUUAGAAUACUUCAACAGAAACUCUACUAGAGCGCAUCAUGCACAAAACAGACGCGAAACAAACAGUGGAUAUUAUCGUAUUUUAACGUUAAAUUCAUUGAGAUUAAGUUUUACGUUUCCUACUUGAACGCUCCCCGCUGUUGUACUCCACGAUUGAAUUGACUCAGUAAAACAUAUCGCGAUUUUAGUUUGACGGUAGAUGCCGUUCGUGUAAGCAGAUAUUUAAGGUGAAAGCUGAUAUUUUUUUGAUUUUUAUUUAGUCAUACAUGAUUAGGUUAGGAUACUGUAGUAGCUGUUGUAUCGUAGUAGGCGGAAUAUCGAGUCAUCACAGAGAAACAAAUCACACAAAUAGUAGCGUAGGUUAAAAAUCAGGGCAUUCUAUUGGUUGUAAGAUGUGUUUUAGUCGAAUAAGUUGUUUCUUCGUUUACCGUUUCCUCGAGUAGCUUUAAUGAGACUUGAUCGAACACUAGCCUGAUCGUACUGUAGUUGUACCGGUGAGAAACUAGUUGGUCCUGGUUGUUUGGAUUGUAUGACGUUCUGAUCAGGAGGCUGUCGGAUACUGAGAAUUGGUAACACCUUUCUGGUUAUCGAUGUUUAAGUAUAAUUGUAAAAUUUAAGGUUCUUUCUUGGUUCUAUUUCUGUUUUGACAAUUUGUUGAUACUGUGACUGCAUGGCGAAAUGCGGCCGUGACGCUUCAAUGUACAUGAAACCGAAACGUUUUUACGGGUAAUUUAGAACCGAACGCUUUCGACACGGCAAACUGGAUUCUACUAAAAAAUGAAGUGAUCACAAAGUAGGUAAAAACUACAAACUAAUUAUUGCUAACACCUCUGUCAAAAAGUAUUUCUGUCAAACCGUAUAAUCAGUAACGCAAAAAGCAUGGCAUGCUUUUCGCACACUCAAGGAGUCAAGGAUGCCACAUUGAAAUCUGUGUUUCAGUCAAAAACAUCUUUUUACUGUCUGUGACGUCUAGAACUGAAAAAAAACCAUGUGAAAUUUCCAAAACAUCUGUGAAAAAUCCGAAUAUAUUCCAAAUUCUGUGAAAAUUUGUGAACUAUUCAUAAAAAUGCCAAAAAUCGAAACUGUGACACAUUACAGAAAAAUUUGUGAAUGUGGUAACCCUGAUCUGAGCAUAAAGCCUACAUGCACAGUUACAAUGCAAUGAAAGUAUGUCUAAAAGUUUGAAAAUUAUUCAAAAUGAAGCCUCUGAAGUGCAGUGAGGAUAGUUGGUAUAGUUCAAAAAAGAGAAAAGUGUAAAUUUGUUGAUUGCAUGGAAUAACUAACCAUCCAAUUCAGAUUGUUAUUGUCAUCAAACCUUUAUCUUUCUAACUAUCUCUUUCUGUUUACUAUUUGUUUCUACGAAAAUGACUUCAAGUCUGAGACACCUCCUGCAUAGAACGUUGAUUUCUAUACUUUCUAUACUAAACUUCUAGCUUCUCCGAUUCAAAAUCUUUCAAUUUGUGUUAGAAUUGAAAAUUUUAAUUGACAGCUCUGAACUAUUAGUUCGUUUGAAAAAAAUCUAUUCAACCUCUACACUCCAAACUUGGACUAGUUUCAACCCAUCAAAUGAGCAACCGAACAGUUACCCGGAGUAGCAAUCUUUGAGAUGUGUAAAAAUACCUAUCUCCGUGCACCAAGCGAGAAUUAUGAUACGUGAACGUAUCCAAAUCUUUCGUUCCCAUAGUAACGGCACCGCAAUGAUUACUGUCAAAAAAUUCCGCGACUACUAGAAUCUAGGAUAUCUCGAACGGGGCCACUCGUUGAGAUAAAACAAACAGCUCAAACAAAGCGAAACAAACUGAAACAUUUGCGAUAAUCGAUUGAGAAAGAUAAGUUAAACCAAAAUAUUAGAACGCUAACUAGAGUUAUUAGUAGGACUAAGCGGUAGGGUAAAACGAGUACAGAACGGGAAACCCAAAGUAGGUAGCGGAGUGAACUCAAACUCACUCUCCAGAAACAAAAGAAGCGUGUCUUUAAGAACGCGCAAAGCCAUAUUCGAUGUAAGUUCAGAAAAGUGUUUUGUUUUAGUUUGUUAUAUUUUACUUUUUAUCCUCUGUCUAGACUAGAACUUUCAAAAAUAGUGCAUAGUUAAAAACCUUACAAAUAUCUAUAUAUUUCUAGUGACGAUAGAUGUCUAUGUCUUUCUUAGUAUUGUUCCCUUGCAGCUGGAAGCCAGUGUUGAAUCGAGCUUACUCUGCUUUCCGCGUCAGAUUUUCCGUACAAAGUUAGUGACGUCGUCGGCUCUCAUAACCGCGCUCUUGUUUUUCCGAAUCUAAAAGAAAUCCACGAAUCUCUGAUCGGUAGUGGCUUGAUUAUUUUUUUUGUCUGAAACACAACACGUUUACCAGUAGCUUCCCUGUUUGAUGGAGAUUUGUAUAAUCGAAAUGUUUGUGUGUAAAUAGUCGAGUGUCUAUAUUUUUGUCUCUUAACAAACAAGCAAAUUUAAAUUCCGACAUUUUACCAGCUCGAAAUCGUGAAAAUGUUUUCCAUCUACCAGUUAGUAUAGACCAGCAGAAGCGUAGCAGCUUGUAGCCGAUGGCACAAAAGAAAUUAGAAAGAGUAGGGAAAAAAUCCAGCAAGGAAACAGUGAAGUAGCUUUAAACUAAACUCUUCCAAUGGAGACAGAGAUUUUUAGAAGUUCGAAAUGCAUCACAUUUUCACAAAAAGCACACACGAAUCCAUACAAAGAUCAACAGUCGCCAGGAAAUUAGAACAAAGUAAUCCUAGGUAUGGUCUGAAUGAGGUUGAAAAUGGCGAACAGAAACGCAAAAUGGUAAGCUCAAAUAUAUUGUCACAAAAUACAAAUAAUCUUAGUGCUUAGAAAAGUCAAUAAAAAUAUAAAAAAAAUACAAAAAAAUCAACAAAUUAAAACUAGUAAUAGUGGUAAUUUUAAACCCAAACGAGAAAGUCAAACACUUCUCAUAUUCGCCAAAUUAUUAUUACUAUAUGACAAAGUAUAUUAAUUAAAAUAUUAUAAAAAAACUCUAAUUAUAGUGUUACAGAAGGAAAAGGCAGCAAACCCAUGAACGAGGAAACCAAAAUACAAAUAGACAGACAAAAAAAAACAGCCGUAGACUCAAAAUAGUAAUGCAACCAGAAUCAAACGAUUACUUCCUUUCUAAAAAAGAAACUAGGCAUCAUUCGUGGCAUCGGAAAGCAAGCUAACACACACACAUACACAAAAACACUGAAAGUCACACGGCUUAACCGAUUAAGAAAACACAAACACUCACGUUCUCGCGCGAACAACUGAUCAAAAUCGACAAGUCUAAAUUCCCCCGAAACAAAGCAAGCAAGAUGAUAAGAUACGAAUGUGUAAACCAAGGAAACCAAUCCUAUUUGAAAAUCUUCUAGGACCUAAAAGAAACAUAAAAAAUAUUAAAGAAAUACCACAUGUUCUUCUUAUUUUGUAAUAAAAUCUCGUAAAAUGCCAAAAAA